Molecule: messenger RNA, 564 nt
Organism: Ascoidea rubescens DSM 1968
Lineage: Eukaryota; Fungi; Ascomycota; Saccharomycetes; Ascoideales; Ascoideaceae
Exons: 1
Coding region: 1-564 (187 amino acids)
Source: RefSeq, a predicted model, not a curated record
AUGGAUGCAUGUUUUUAUUUUGAAUCACCCGAUAAUGUUCCAAGGGCAAGGCCAUCUGGGAGAGCCAUAAGUUUGGGCUGUAGAAAACUAAAGCCUGUAACAGUUUUGGUGUUGGAUACUAGUAAGAGUGGUGAAUAUAUAGUGACUAUUGAUCUCUAUAAAGAUGGUGUAAUAUGUAACAGAAACUUAAUUGGAGAUGAUUCCAUUGGAGUAAAAGGUCUAUAUGAUACUGAUUACUUUUACAAAUAUAAGUUCUGUUUUCGGAACAUUGCAAUUACAAAUACUGGAAACUAUCAAUUGCAUUUCUGUCUCUACAGAACGAUAAUUGUACAACACUUCCUGAAAUUUCCUGAGAUCAGUUACAAUUAUACUGGCAUAAGGUUAGUGACAGAACCAUUUGAAAUUAAGCAAAUACAAGCUAAUGCAAGAGACCUGGAUGAUGAAAAUGAAGAGUAUGCUUUAGGUAUUGUUGCUUUUGAACACAGACCAGAGGAAUUCAUUGAUUUGUCAAGAUUUUACUUAAAAACCGUAUAUGAGAGGCCUGCACUCUACCAGUGUGUUUAA